AUGUCGACUGCCUCAAACCGGUCGUAUCAACCGAGUCGUCACCUCAGCAGCAAUCGCAUGCCUAGAAGGCCCCGAGCGGCCUCUAGGGCUCAGCGGGCUGCUGUCGUUGAUCGCGAUGAGGCCUUCACCUAUGCCCUCCGAACCGCCUUUCUCUACCACCUCCUCCAACCUCGCGCCCGACGGAAGCAAUAUGUCAACGCCCCACCAAAACCUUUACACAAUCGCUCGCACUCGAGCAUGGGACAUCUUGUGCAAGACUUUGUCUCGACUGGCAACACGGGCGGCAGCAUGAAGCUGCCCCACAGCUUCCGCGGCGCACUUUUGGACCGGAUGCAGGAGUCCUUCGGGGCAUUGAAAGGAUGCCCGGAGCUUCCAAAAACAAUGGACAAGGAGCGCAAGAUUGAACCCCUCGUCCUCAUCUUCUUCUCGUCCGCAACCAAAGCCGCCCAGAAGGCUGCGGCGCCGGGAGACGAGUCCUGGAGACUGCUUCCAGACCGUCACGUUGCGCUCUUCAUUCGCCUCACGAUCAAGAUCCUUCGAGACCAAGGCCAGGACCGUGAUAGGCCUGAGCUCUUGAAUAAACUUACCACGCUGGAGAAUAAGCUGUUGACCAACGACCAGAACCUCAUAGACUCUGGUAGCCAGGGCAGCACAGGUAAGACCAUCGAGGUUGUGGUGCCCUUUAGCUACGACGUCAAAGAUAUGCCAUUGGUACAGACUGUCGCCAAAAUUUUUGGCUACCCCGACUCCCACGCCCAGGCAGAAAUCCACAACAACAAACCCAACUGGACGGAGGAGGCUGCUCUCCGAGACCUCAAGAGCUAUCAGCAUCGGCUCAACUCCAACAUAACCGGUGCGCUUUGCAGCGGCGAUUUCAGCGCCGAGGAGGCUUUCGAAGAUUGGAAAAAGUCCGAAGCCCCGCACCUCUCACGCAUCAUGCUCGACAUCCUUACCGCUCGACCAGAGCUGGCGAAAACGUCCACGACCGACAACAUCCUCGAUAAACCACUUCCCAUCCCAUCGGCGAGCUACGAGGAAGACCAAGCCUACGCGGACCUGGCGCGCCUCAUCUCGGGCAGCGACGAGACUCCCAUGUUCGGUUUCGACGGCGUGGACGAAGCAAAUUAUACCUUCAUCCCCUACGACCCUCGGGCGUUCUACAAGGCCCUGCUCAUGGAACUGGCAGUCUACUGGCGCAUACCGCAGUCUUCAAGACUCAUCACCCUCGUUGAAAUUUCCGUCAAGAGAUAUAAUGACGGGGAGAUCAACCUCGAAGAUUUAGACGCCGUGCUGGAUUUGGUCAAAUCUGAGGGCCAGGAAUUGAAGAAGGGCCCUUACAUCACCAACUACGCCGCCCCCUUGACGGCGUUGGACCCUCUCGCUGGACCGUACACGACCGCUCAGUAUUUCAACGUGCACUUCAAGCACUUCACGAAACCCUCCUUCGCGAUCUUUACAACCAGCUAG
Messenger RNA from Parascedosporium putredinis, 1467 nucleotides. NCBI's taxonomy places the organism in Eukaryota, Fungi, Ascomycota, Sordariomycetes, Microascales, Microascaceae. The record is from the annotation of a GenBank genome assembly.